AACGGCUCAUCUGCCGAUCCGCCCGGCUGCACCAAAAGUCCAAAACUGUGCGCGCAGGCUGGGCACGCGUACUGUGCCACUGUGUGUGGGCUCUCCUAAUAAAGUCCAUCCCUCAUGGACCCCACUCGCAGUGACCCCUGGGGUUGCCACCACCCCCACCGCUUUCCUUCAUGUGAUCCAGCCUUCCCCCCUUCACAUGCCCAUCUCGCUACUUCAUCAUUUCGCAGUCCCCCAUUCUUCCUCUCCCGCUGUACUCCUCAGUACUACUACUAGUCUACUAGACUAGUACCACACACCACAGUUUCUGCAGAGUCACCCACCCGAGCAGGCGAGUAGGAGCCAAGGAGAGCAAGACAAGGAGGAGCACGGCUUCGGCAAUGUCAAUGGCGGGCGCGGCGGACGAGCAGUACUACGGGGGCCCGCGCGGGGCGCCGCACGGGCUGCUGCUGGCGGUGGUGGUGGGGCUGGUGGUGGGCGGCCCGCUCUUCCUGGGCGACGGCGGCGAGGCGGUCACGGAGGCCAUCGCGGAGCUGCUGAGCCCCGUGGGCCUGCUCCUCCUCCCCGUGUGCCUCCUCCUCCUCAUCCGCCUCCUCUCCUCCGACCGCGGCGCCGCCGCGCUCUCCGACGCCUUCACGUUCGGCGGGUCGCCCGACGCCGUGCACCGCGUCGGGGGCUCCCCCAUCGGCGUGGCGCUCAUGCUGGUGCUCAUCCUCGCGCUGCUCUACUACCGGUCCGCGCUCUUCGGCGGCGGCGGAGACGACGACGAGUAGCAGGCGGCGCGGCGGUCCUCCCGGGUAGGUAGAGUCGAUCUCGGCUCGGGGUUUGGUUGGUUCGUUGGUUGUUCAGAACUACGAGAGGGUUGUUUGGUACUUUGGGUUGUAUGAGGGGGCCUGGAUGUAAAAGUGCAUUGUAAAUUAAUUAUACGUACUAGCUACUCGCUGUUUCAGUUUCACCCGUCGAGAUUUGCUUGCACCCUGAA
Brachypodium distachyon (stiff brome) is the source of this 979-nucleotide messenger RNA. RefSeq lists its product as uncharacterized. NCBI's taxonomy places the organism in Eukaryota, Viridiplantae, Streptophyta, Magnoliopsida, Poales, Poaceae. The record is from RefSeq and is a predicted model, not a curated record. The transcript has a single exon. The coding region runs from base 378 to 770 and encodes 130 amino acids.